AGCCUUUAGUUUGCACAUGCGUAGAUGGAACGUUCUCUUUCUCGGUGAUCGCAAUGGCGGACGCAGAAAAAAAGGUUCCGGCGGUCCCUGAGAGCCUUUUAAAAAGGCGAAAGGCCUACGCCGCCAUGAAGGCCAUGCGUAUCAAGAAAUUGUUAACUGAAAAAAAGGCCCGCAGGCAGACCAGGAAACUCAUCUACAAGAGGGCCGAAAGGUACCAUAAGGAGUACCGUCAGAUGUACAGGCGUGAGAUCCGCAUGGCUCGUACGGCUCGCAAAGUGGGAAACUACUAUGUUCCUCCUGAGCCCAAGCUGGCCUUUGUCAUCAGAAUCAGAGGUAUCAAUGGUGUCCCACCCAAGGUCCGCAAAGUUCUUCAGCUGCUCCGUCUCCGCCAGAUCUUCAACGGCGUAUUCGUUAAGCUGAACAAGGCCUCCAUCAACAUGCUCAGGAUUGCAGAACCUUACAUUGCUUGGGGAUAUCCCAACCUGAAGUCUGUGCGUGAACUGAUCUACAAACGUGGCCAUGGCAAGGUCAAGAAGAUGCGCAUUGCCCUCACAGACAACGCUCUGAUAGAUAAAGCCCUUGGCAAAUACGGUAUCAUCUGUAUUGAGGACCUUAUUCAUGAGAUCUACACAGUCGGCAAGAACUUCAAGUCUGCCAACAACUUCCUGUGGCCGUUUAAGCUGUCCUCACCUCGUGGUGGUAUGAACAAGAAGACCACACACUUUGUGGAGGGAGGCGACGCUGGCAACAGGGAGGACCAGAUCAACCGGCUGAUCCGAAGGAUGAACUAAAUUUAUGGUUUUCUAAGGACUCAAAAAUAUACAAUAAAAACCUGUUAAAAACUG
This is a messenger RNA of Cyprinodon variegatus (sheepshead minnow), 845 nucleotides long. It is a transcript of the gene rpl7, whose product is annotated as ribosomal protein L7. Gene Ontology annotation, cellular component: cytosolic large ribosomal subunit. The transcript is spliced from 7 exons. Lineage: Eukaryota; Metazoa; Chordata; Actinopteri; Cyprinodontiformes; Cyprinodontidae. Gene Ontology annotation, molecular function: structural constituent of ribosome; RNA binding. The record is from RefSeq and is a predicted model, not a curated record. Gene Ontology annotation, biological process: maturation of LSU-rRNA from tricistronic rRNA transcript (SSU-rRNA, 5.8S rRNA, LSU-rRNA). Bases 54 to 791 code for a protein of 245 amino acids.